GGCAACAAUAUGGCGACAUCCGCAGUUUCUCCUGGGUCUUUUAAACAUCCUUAGGCACGCGAGAUCUACAUGGAUCGCUCUUAAUGCGGAAAAACGCUGGCUGUCCUGAAUGGCUUCUAAAUAAAGAGGACUCUGCUGCAGGAUGACAAUAUGGCUGCGCAGCUGCUCGCACCUCCAGGCCCCGACAGCUUCAAGAGGUUCACCCCUGAAUCUUUGGCCAACAUCGAGAAGCGCAUCGCUGAGGAGAAGAAGAAGAAGCCUGUUAAACCCAGAUCUGACAGCAGUCACCGCGAUGACGAUGAUGAAAACAAACCCAAGCCCAACAGUGACCUGGAAGCGGGGAAGGGCGUGCCCUUUAUUUAUGGGGACGUCCCGUCUAAUAUGUUGGCGGUGCCCCUGGAAGACUUGGACCCCUUCUAUUUGAACAAAAAAACCUUUAUAGUGCUUAACAAAGGAAAAACAAUCUUCCGUUUCAGUGCCACGCCCUCAUUAUAUAUCAUUAGCCCUUUUAACCUGUUCAGGCAAAUAGCAAUUAAAAUUUUGAUACACUCACUUUUCAGCAUGAUCAUCAUGUGUACAAUUUUGACGAAUUGUGUCUUCAUGACAUUCAGCAAUCCUCCAGAAUGGUCCAAACAAGUAGAAUACACCUUCACAGGAAUCUACACUUUCGAGUCUCUCACAAAGAUUGUGGCUCGAGGUUUCUGUAUAGAUGACUUCACCUUCCUCAGAGACCCCUGGAACUGGCUGGAUUUCAUGGUCAUCUCUAUGGCAUAUGUAACAGAGUUUGUGGACCUGGGGAAUGUGUCAGCCCUGAGAACCUUCAGGGUUCUACGAGCUCUCAAAACUAUUUCUGUCAUACCAGGGCUGAAAACCAUUGUGGGAGCUCUGAUCCAGUCAGUGAAGAAGCUGUCGGAUGUGAUGAUUCUGACUGUGUUUUGUCUGAGUGUGUUCGCCCUAAUCGGUCUACAGCUGUUUAUGGGUAAUCUUCGGCAAAAGUGUGUCAUCUGGCCAUUCAAUUCAACUGAAUCCUACCUGGCCAACGGCAGCAGGGGUUUCGACUUUAACGAAUACAUCAUGAAUGAUACGAACUUCUACUUCCUGCCAGGCAUGUUGGAUGCACUGCUAUGUGGAAAUAGCUCAGAUUCAGGGCGGUGUCCGGAGGGCUAUACUUGCAUGAAGGCUGGACGCAACCCAAACUAUGGCUACACAAGCUUUGACUCCUUCGGUUGGGCUUUUCUUGCUCUCUUCCGACUGAUGACACAAGACUUCUGGGAGAAUCUGUACCAGCUGACUCUACGUGCUGCGGGAAAAACAUACAUGAUCUUUUUCGUUCUGGUGAUCUUUGUGGGAUCAUUCUACCUGGUGAAUCUGAUCCUGGCUGUGGUGGCCAUGGCUUAUGAAGAACAGAACCAGGCCACCAUUGAGGAGGCCGAACAGAAGGAGGCAGAGUUUAAAGCCAUGCUGGAGCAGCUGAAGAAACAACAGGAGGAGGCACAGGCCAAUGCCAUGGCUACUUCAGCAGGUACAGUCUCUGAGGAUGCAGUGGAGGACGAUGGCGGAGGCCAUCUGUCCCGCAGCUCCUCUGAGGUGUCCAAACUGAGCUCCAAGAGUGCCAAGGAGCGCAGGAACAGAAAGAAGAAGUGGAGGAAAGAGCAGGAGGAGAAAGGAGACAGUGAGAAAGUAGUAAAGUCAGAAUCUGAUGAUGGCAGCAAGAGGAGCCGCUUCCGUUUUAGAGACAACAGGCUUGGGCGGAAGGCCUCCAUCAUGAAUCAGUCGCUGUUGAGCAUCCCUGGCUCACCCUUCAUGUCACGCCGCAGCAGUAUAUUCAGCUUCAAGGGCUCAGAGAAUGAGUUUGCAGACGAUGAGCACAGCACGGUGGAGGAGAGCGAGGACCGCCGCGGCUCUCUCUUCGUCCCGUACAGACGCAGCAGCUACAGCGGCUACAGUCAGGGCUCCUCUCGAAUUAACCCGCUGGCUCCACACCCAGGCUGCAAGCGAAACAGCACGGUGGACUGCAAUGGCGUGGUGUCUCUGAUCGGGCCUGGACCUGGCCGACUACUGCCUGAGGUGAAAAUAGAUAAGGCAGCUUCUGAUGACAGUACAACAGAGGUAGAGGGGAAGAGGAAACACUCAGGUUCUCUUAUGGUGUCCGUGGAUCAGCUCAAUACGUCCUUUAGCCGGAAGGAGCGAGCAAACAGUGCAAUGACUGUUGUCACUAACACACUUGUGGAAGAGUUAGAGGAGUCUCAGAGAAAAUGUCCGCCCUGCUGGUAUAAAUUUGCCAACACAUUCUUGAUAUGGGAGUGUUGUCCAAUCUGGAUAAAGAUAAAGGAGAUUGUGAACCUCAUAGUGAUGGAUCCAUUUGUAGAUCUGGCUAUCACUAUCUGUAUUGUGCUGAACACAGUCUUCAUGGCCAUGGAGCAUUAUCCCAUGACUCCGCGCUUCGAGGAGGUGCUUUCUGUUGGAAAUCUGGUGUUCACAGGUAUCUUCACAGCUGAGAUGUUUGCAAAGCUAGUAGCCAUGGAUCCAUACUAUUACUUCCAGGAGGGCUGGAAUAUCUUUGAUGGCUUCAUUGUGAGCCUGAGUUUAGUGGAGCUGGGGCUGGCGGAUGUAGAGGGCCUGUCUGUGCUCAGAUCCUUCAGAUUGCUGAGGGUGUUUAAGCUGGCUAAAUCAUGGCCUACUCUGAACAUGCUGAUCAAGAUCAUUGGUAACUCAGUGGGAGCUUUGGGAAACCUGACCCUGGUGCUGGCCAUCAUCGUCUUCAUCUUUGCUGUUGUGGGAAUGCAGCUGUUCGGGAAGAGCUAUAAGGACUGUGUGUGUAAGAUCGCCGAGAGCUGUGAGUUGCCCCGCUGGCACAUGAACGACUUCUUCCACUCCUUCCUAAUUGUGUUCCGGGUGCUGUGUGGAGAGUGGAUUGAGACCAUGUGGGACUGCAUGGAGGUGGCUGGACAAUCAAUGUGUCUCAUUGUGUUCAUGAUGGUGAUGGUCAUCGGAAACUUGGUGGUGCUGAACCUGUUCUUAGCCUUGCUGCUGAGCUCCUUCAGUGCUGAUAAUCUGGCAGCCACAGAUGAUGACGGUGAGAUGAACAACCUGCAGAUCUCCGUCAUCCGCAUAAAGAAAGGCAUCGCUUGGUUCAAAGUUCAUGUACGGCUGCUGGUGGCCCACAUCCUGAAAAAGAAACCUCUGGAAGACGAAGACAAACCGCUCGAUGACAUGUAUGACAAAAAACUGAACUUAAUGGGCAAUCACACUGGCGUGGAAAUCAAAUGUGGCGAUCUGAACUACCCCAAGAAUGGGAAUGGUACCACAAGCGGCAUUGGGAGCAGCGUGGGAAAGUACAUGAUUGAUGAGGAGCCCAUGUCCUUCAUCCACAACCCCAACCUCACCGUACGGGUUCCCAUCGCUGUUGGAGAGUCUGACUUUGAGAAUUUGAACACAGAGGACUUCAGCAGUGAAUCGGAUGUGGAAAAUAGCAAAGAUCUGGACGACACCAGCUCUUCUGAAGGAAGUACUAUCGAUAUAAAACCUGAUGAGGAGGAGAUGGCUGUGGUAGAGGUGGUGGAGGAGUACUUAGACCCAGAGGCCUGCUGGACUGAUGCUUGUGUGGCACGCUACAAAUGUUGUGACGUGCCUAUUACUGAGGGCUGGGGGAAGUACUGGUGGUUUCUGAGGAAAACUUGCUACCUCAUUGUUGAGCACAACUGGUUUGAGACGCUCAUCAUUUUUAUGAUUCUUCUCAGCUCUGGAGCUUUGGCAUUUGAGGAUGUAUACAUUGAACAGAGGAAAACCAUUCAGAUCAUUCUUGAAUAUGCAGACAGAGUCUUCACAUACAUCUUCAUCCUGGAAAUGUUGCUAAAAUGGGUGGCCUAUGGGUUUGUCAAAUACUUCACCAAUGCAUGGUGCUGGCUGGACUUCUUCAUUGUGGAUGUGUCUAUAGUCAGCCUUAUAGCUAAUGCGCUGGGCUACUCAGACUUGGGCCCCAUAAAGUCCCUGAGAACUUUGAGGGCUCUCAGGCCCCUGAGAGCUUUGUCCCGGUUUGAGGGCAUGAGGGUUGUGGUGAACGCUUUGGUGGGUGCCAUUCCCUCCAUCAUGAAUGUGCUGUUGGUGUGUUUGAUCUUCUGGCUGAUCUUCAGUAUUAUGGGUGUCAACCUAUUUGCUGGAAAGUACUAUUACUGCUUCAACGAGACUGCAGAGGAGUAUUUUCAUAUCGACGUUGUCAAUAACAGGACCGAAUGCUUUGCACUCAUCAGUGCAAACUACACAGAAGUUCGCUGGAAGAACGUAAAGAUCAAUUUUGAUAAUGUGGGCGCAGGUUACCUGGCACUCUUGCAAGUGGCUACAUUCAAAGGUUGGAUGGACAUCAUGUAUGCUGCUGUGGAUUCCAGAAAGGUUGAGGACCAGCCCCUCUAUGAGGACAACAUCUACAUGUAUAUAUAUUUCGUCAUCUUCAUUAUCUUUGGCUCCUUCUUCACCCUGAACCUGUUCAUUGGUGUCAUUAUUGACAACUUUAACCAACAGAAGAAAAAGUUUGGAGGUCAGGAUAUCUUCAUGACAGAAGAACAGAAAAAGUACUACAAUGCUAUGAAGAAACUGGGCUCAAAGAAGCCACAGAAACCCAUCCCUAGACCUCUGAACAAAAUCCAGGGGAUGGUAUUCGACUUUGUCACUCAGCAGGCCUUUGACAUUUCUAUCAUGAUGCUCAUCUGUCUUAACAUGGUAACCAUGAUGGUGGAAACAGAUGAUCAGUCAGACGAGACAGAGAACAUCUUGUAUUGGAUAAACUUCAUAUUCAUUGUGGCCUUCACCGGCGAGUUCGUCCUGAAACUCUUUGCGCUGCGACACUAUUAUUUCACCAAUGGCUGGAACAUCUUUGACUGCGUCGUUGUCAUUCUGUCCAUUGUGGGUAUGUUCCUGGCAGACCUCAUCGAGAAAUACUUUGUCUCACCAACUUUAUUCAGAGUAAUCCGUCUGGCUCGAAUCGGCCGAAUCCUGCGUCUAAUCAAAGGAGCCAAGGGCAUCCGGACAUUACUGUUUGCUUUGAUGAUGUCACUUCCUGCCCUGUUCAACAUUGGCUUAUUGCUUUUCCUAGUCAUGUUCAUCUUCUCUAUCUUUGGCAUGUCCAACUUUGCUUACGUGAAGAGAGAAGUAGGAAUUGACGACAUGUAUAACUUUGAAACAUUUGGCAACAGCAUGAUCUGUCUAUUCAUGAUCACCACGUCAGCUGGCUGGGAUGGCCUGUUGGCUCCUAUCUUGAACUAUCCUCCUGACUGCAACCCUGAGAAGGAGAACCCAGGAACUACAGUUAAGGGCAACUGUGGCAAUCCUUCAGUGGGAAUCUUCUUCUUUGUAAUGUACAUUAUCGUGUCUUUCCUGAUUGUGGUGAACAUGUACAUCGCCAUCAUCUUGGAGAACUUCAGCGUUGCCACCGAGGAGAGUGCGGAUCCACUGUGCGAAGAUGACUUUGAGUCCUUCUAUGAAAUCUGGGAAAAGUUUGAUCCCGAUGCUUCCCAGUUUAUCACCUUCGCCAAGCUGCCAGACUUUGCGGAUACAUUAGAGCAUCCUCUUCGUGUGCCAAAGCCAAACAUCAUCGAGCUGAUUGCCAUGGACCUGCCCAUGGUGAGCGGCGACCGCAUUCAUUGCUUAGACAUUCUGUUUGCCUUUACCAAGCGAGUGCUGGGUGACAGCGGUGACCUGGACAUGAUGCGACAGCAAAUGGAGGAGCGCUUUGUGGCGGCCAACCCGUCCAAGGUGUCAUAUGAGCCCAUCACCACCACACUACGACGUAAGCAGGAAGAGGUGUCAGCCAUCGUGAUCCAGAGAUCGUACCGUUCCCACCUCGCGAGCAGGGGCUUCAUCUGCAAACGCAGGCCUGCCAACAACAAACUGGAGAACGGUGGGGGCAAUCAGGAGAAGAAAGAGGGCACACCUUCCACUGCAUCCCUGCCAUCCUAUGACAGUGUAACCAAGCCCGAGAAGGAAAAGCAGGACGACAACAACGAAGGCAAGGGCCGCAAGGAGAAAGGCCGAAACCAAAAAGAUGUCAGGGAAUCUAAGUGUUAAGACUGCUGCGGUAACACUCAUGGACAGUGAUAAUGAUCAUGCCGAUAUUUAUAACAAAAAACUGUCAUUUCAAGCGAAUGGAAACCCUGAAUUAACUUAUACAGAUGUACAGAUUAAUUUCAUUUAAGGGGAAAAAACAAAGCCGAAGUAACACGACAAAAAAUUGUUUACAAACGUCAUUGGCGUAUCGAGGCGACGAAAAGUGUUGGGGUUCCUCAAAGCUUGAAGACUCUUACAAGUUAAACCAAACAUAAUCAGCUUCCUGUGUGACACUGUUGCAUCAAGACUUGAUUAAAACAGUAUCAAAUACGAAUUUAAAAAGACCGAUACUUGAUCAAGUGUAUUUUAGAGGGCUAUAUUGCGCUUCAGUAUGGAACUCUUCACCGAGCAGGAAUGUGAUAAUCUCCAAGGGAAAACCAGGAUGGAAUCCCAUGCUUCUGAACUGCGUCGGCGAACUUUCCAUGCAGAAAACAAACACUGCUAUUCAUGAAAGAAUCAGCUUCCCGAAGCGGAGGGCGAAGGAGUCUGCACCGUUUCAUUUCACAUGUGUAAGAACUCUGUGAGAGUGAGCAGGAUAGACAUGAGUGUGAAACAAAACCAAGAGUCUGGCUGAUUCCAACGGUCUCUUUGCGUUUGUUAGCGUCGAAUAUGUUUUACAUGGUCUUUACAUUAUUUGAGCGGCAAAAAAAGGAGGAGAAGCGGGAGGAAAAAACGAAUUAACAUUCAACAUUUUGCCCAUGUCACCCUCAGUAACUGUGUCAUGAUAACUUUGUUAUACCUGCAUCAAAAGGCUUUUUCUACAUGGGCUUUCACACCGAUAGGACCGGGGGCAAUAACCAGGGGCCCCCAAUACACAUCUCCAAAUGAAUAAUAAAUUAUUGUGCUUGUUCAAUGCAUAGAAAUGACUUGCAUGGUGGCAUGUUUUGAUCAGAAAUUUUGCAUGAGUAAUCAUAGUCCACAAAACACUAAUACAGACCACCACAGUGGCUUGACAAUGUUUUAGGCUGUCCACUGGCUAAAUUGAUGACCAGAAACCAAAUUCAAUUGGAUACUGAGAAAAGCCAAUUGGGCCUGAGAUGCAAACCUGCAUCUUCACCUCAAUUAUUAUCAAACAUUAGGACAGAAUUUGGGAUUGGCUUCAGAUGGUGCAAAUGCCUGUGACUAAUCAAUGGCUUAUGUACUUUGAAACAACACUAGAAGUGUGGCACAUUUUGGAAGAGGACAAGUAUGAUGGACAUCCCAUUUUUUGCUGCUCAGGAGAUAAUGAAUGGGAAAACUCAAAUGUUGGAAUGUAUGCAUAUGGAGACGGGAGGGAAAUGAAACAAAAGAUAACACUGUAAUUCCUAAAGCUUCUUAUUUUAUUUGUAUGCAGCAAUAUCGCUUACCUCACCUACGGCACUGCCCGCGCUGCGGGACAUAUGAUAGGUGGGUCCAGGG
Danio aesculapii is the source of this 7497-nucleotide messenger RNA. It is a transcript of the gene scn8ab, whose product is annotated as sodium channel, voltage gated, type VIII, alpha subunit b. The record is from RefSeq and is a predicted model, not a curated record. The transcript has 27 exons. The coding region runs from base 151 to 6060 and encodes 1969 amino acids. Gene Ontology annotation, molecular function: voltage-gated sodium channel activity. Gene Ontology annotation, cellular component: voltage-gated sodium channel complex; axon; plasma membrane. Gene Ontology annotation, biological process: neuronal action potential; sodium ion transmembrane transport; membrane depolarization during action potential. Lineage: Eukaryota; Metazoa; Chordata; Actinopteri; Cypriniformes; Danionidae.